Molecule: messenger RNA, 1558 nt
Organism: Delphinapterus leucas (beluga whale)
Lineage: Eukaryota; Metazoa; Chordata; Mammalia; Artiodactyla; Monodontidae
Gene: COMMD5
Product: COMM domain containing 5
Cellular component (GO): nucleus
Source: RefSeq, a predicted model, not a curated record
CCCCCGAAGGGGGCAGGGGUCUCUAGGUCGCUUCCGGGAACCAGGCCGCGCUUCCGGGAACCAGGCUGCGCUUCCGGCCGCGAGCGCCUUUCUGCUCCGCUUGGGACCCCGCGCCAGGCAGUUGCGGCUGGGACCUCCUACCUGGGCUGCCGGUCAAAGAGCAGGAAGCAGCGAUGUCUGCCAUGGGUCCUGCAGCUCCACACCUGCAUCGCCCUGGUGACAGUCACAGUGGCUGCAUGAGUUUCCUGGGCGCCCAGCUGCCUCCAGAGGUGGCAGCAAUGCCCCAGCUCCUGAGGGACCUGGACAGGGGCACAUUCAGAAAGUUGCUGAAGCUGGUGGUCAGCAGCCUGCAGGGGGAAGACUGCCGUGAGGGUGUGCAGCGCCUCGGGGCUGGCGCAGACCUGCCUGAGGAGCGGCUGGGUGCCCUGAUCGCUGGCACACACACCCUGCUCCAGCAGGCCCUCCGGCUGCCCCCGGCCAGCCUGAAGCCCGAUGCCUUCAAGAACCAGCUCCAGGAGCUCUGCAUCCCCGAAGACCUGGUCGUGGACUUGGCCAGUGUGGUGUUUGGGAGCCAGCGGCCUCUCCUUGACUCUGCGGCCAGGCAGCAGGGGGCCUGGCUGCCCCAUAUUGCUGACUUUCGGUGGAGGGUGGACGUGGCCAUCUCCACCAGCGCCCUGGCCCGCUCCCUGCAGCCAAGCGUCCUGAUGCAGCUGAAGCUCUCGGAUGGGUCGGCCCUCCGCUUCGAGGUCCCCACGGCCAAGUUCCAGGAGCUGCGGUUCGGUGUGGCCAUGGUCCUGAAGGAGAUGGCUGACCUGGAGAAGAGGUGCGAGCGCAAACUGCGGGACUGAGCCUUGCUCGCCAGUCCCCUUCUGGUCACCGGGGAUAGCUGGCUCAGACAGGUGUCUCCAGAGCAAAGGCCGCCCUUCCCAGGAGGCACUCCAGUGAGUGUUUGAGUAUAAUCGUGCAUUUCUCUAAGUGAAGAAGACAGCUGUGUCUUUCCCUCUUUUUGGAAGUAAAGCAGCUACACAAAAUAUGUUCUCCUGGGUAGGCAUCAAACUGCAGGCCCCGUCCCCCCAGCUGUCAGUUGGUCUUGUUGCCAGGUAAGGGUACCCACUGCUCCGGUGUGGCCAUGUGUGGUCUAGUCACAGUCUGGGGUCCAGGCCAAGGCCUUUGUGAGGACACAGAGGUUGCUCAGGCUGCCCCCACCUAACGACUGAGCUCUUGCUCCUGUGAUUUGGGGAACCCUGUGCUUCAGGGUGCACAUUUCAUUCCCCUGUCUUAAAUCCCUGACCUUAUGGAGAGCAUUCUAGUGGGGCGAGGGAGGCAUUACGAAGUGCAUAAUACAAACAAGUGGUGUAGCUCGUGGGAGGAUGGGAAGUGGCGCAGGAGGUAGAGCAGCCUUUGGAGACGGGGGGCAAGGCUGUGGGAGAACUGGGCUGUCAUUUUAAAUUGGGUCGUGGGGGGACCUCCCUGGUGGCCCAGUGGUCAAGUGGUCAAGUGGUCCCCUUCCAACGCAGGGGACGCGGGUUCGAUCACUGGUCGGGGAACUAAGAUCCCA